GGGAGGUGAGGGGGGGAGACGCAGCAGAAUUACGCACAGCACACACGUGGAGGAGCAAACGGAGCCUCGCUGCCUGGACGACAAACACCGACACAUCCUCCACAAGUCUCCGGCAGUAGUUCCCCCUCUGCUGCGUUUCUUUCGAGUGAGCAGGGGUGAGACACAAUGCAGCUCGCAGAGUCCAUCAGGUGACGGCCGGAGCAGGACGCACAGGGAGAGACGCGCUUUUUUGGGGGGUUCCUCCUGACAGAAAACCAGGAGUGUGAGCGCGCAGGAGAGAGGGGAGGCUCAUGGAGAACCUCUGGAGGAGGAGGAGGAGGACGCAGCAGCCGGAGCGCAGAUGGAGGUGGCUGAGCAACUCGCUGCUGCUUUGCUUUUUCACCGGUGGCACCGAGGCCCAGUGUGAGGGCUGCAUAGAGUACUGCUGCAAUGGAUCGCCGCCUUUCUGCUGCUCCUACUACGCCUACGUGGGGGACGUCCUCUCGGGCACUGCCAUCUCCGGUAUCGUCUUCGGCGUGGUGUUCUUGAUGGGGGCGGUGGCGGCCUUGUUCCUGUGCGUGUGUAUGUGCAUGAAGAAUGGGCGGGGCGCCCGGGUCGGCGUGUUCAGCACCUCCUACAUCAACACUGUGUCCCAGGGGUAUCCAGGUCCUCCACCUCCGUACACCUAUGACUACGAGAUGUAUCCUCCCUCGCUGCACCCACCGCCUUACACCCCAACUCAGCCUCGGCCGACCAACUACUCCCCUCCUCCUCCAUACCCCGGCUGCACGCGCAAGUAAUCCCCGCUGCACAGAUCGUCCACGGGAGCGGCU
Molecule: messenger RNA, 812 nt
Organism: Hippoglossus stenolepis (Pacific halibut)
Lineage: Eukaryota; Metazoa; Chordata; Actinopteri; Pleuronectiformes; Pleuronectidae
Gene: cyyr1
Product: cysteine/tyrosine-rich 1
Exons: 4
Coding region: 291-779 (162 amino acids)
Source: RefSeq, a predicted model, not a curated record